Molecule: messenger RNA, 1321 nt
Organism: Melampsora larici-populina 98AG31
Lineage: Eukaryota; Fungi; Basidiomycota; Pucciniomycetes; Pucciniales; Melampsoraceae
Exons: 3
Coding region: 173-1321 (382 amino acids)
Biological process (GO): UDP-galactose transmembrane transport
Cellular component (GO): Golgi membrane; endoplasmic reticulum membrane
Molecular function (GO): UDP-galactose transmembrane transporter activity; UDP-glucose transmembrane transporter activity
Source: RefSeq, a predicted model, not a curated record
CCACCACUUUCAUCGAUCAUCAACUCAUCAAACCUCACUCGAUCUUAUCCUCAACACUUUCGAAAACUCAUCAGAACUCAACCUAAUCGACUUUGACUUCUAGGCUGGCUAGAUCACCUUCACCUUCAUUUGCUGGACGUCUAAACUUUGAAUUUAACUGCAGUCGAUUCCAAUGACAUUCGUCAGGCUUAUCAUUUGUGCUCUUGGUAUCUAUGCGAGUUUCAUUUCAUGGGCUUUGAUUCAAGAGAGACUCUCAACCACGCCUUACCACGAUCCGUCUGGGGGAAAACCAAAGUACUUCAAAUCCGUGGUCUUUCUCAACACCGUUCAGAGUGCAUUCAGUGCGACCGCCGCCCUCGUUUAUCUCAUUUCUCGGAAAAAGGCAUCACAAUCCUUGUUGCAAGUGAUCGGCUUGGGUGGAUCACCCAACUCAGCCAAGUCCAAAGGAAAAGCUAAAGAAGGCACCAAUCCAUCAUCUGCGAAGAGUAGCAACCCGAUUUCACUCCUUUACCGUUGUCUGCAAUGUGCUGUAUUACACUCUAUCGGAUCACCAUUCGGCUAUGCGUCUCUCAAGCACAUCGACUAUCCUACCAUGAUUCUCGGAAAGUCGUGUAAAUUGGUACCUGUCAUGCUCAUGAAUAUUGUGCUAUAUCGUCGUCGAUUCCCGGCUCAUAAAUAUAUCGUUGUCGGUUUGGUGACGACUGGCAUUAGCAUGUUCAUGCUCUUUGCUGAUCACGGUUCAAAAGCUAAAAAAGGCGCUCAACAGAGUAGUUUAUUUGGAUUAUUCCUUCUGUUAAUCAAUUUGUUGAUUGACGGCGCAACCAAUUCCACUCAAGACGAAAUCUUCAGUCGAUUCACAAUCACUGGCUCUCAACUCAUGUUUAUCAUGAAUGUUCUCUCCACCCUCAUCACUCUUGCUGCUCUUGUUGUUCCAAUUCCACCUCAGCUCUCUCAGCUCAUGGGAUCGAAACCUUCGAAUGGCAACGAAUUCUCAACCGCCCUUGAGUUCAUCAAGACAUACCCGAGCGUGCUGAAGGAUAUUUUACUUUUUUCAACGGCUGGCGCGAUUGGGCAAUUAUUCAUCUUUGAAACCCUUUCGCAUUUUGGUUCCUUAACUCUCGUCACAAUCACCGUCACUCGAAAGUUAUUCACCAUGUUAUUGAGUGUAGUCGUCUUCAAUCAUCAAUUAACGUUCGGUCAAUGGGCCGGAGUCGGCGUCGUCUUUUGCGGAAUAGGACUUGAGGCUGUUGUAAAGAUGGGACAUGGAAAAGCCAAGGCAGUUGUGAAUGAGCAAGAAAAAUCUAAAAUAAAAGACUUAUAA